CCUCAUGGACCUACUCACUCAAAAUGCCGGGCUUGUAGCGCCGACUGGCGUAGCUGUGCUUGUGGCAUAUGUCACGCUCUGCAGAGGAUUUCGCUUUCUGCGAAGGGACAUGAAGCAUGCCCAUUAUCCCUAUGAGACCCGCGAGGAGUUCAAGAACAUGACCGCUGAGCAUGCUUACGAAAUUGUCCAAUACGUACAGGGUCUCGAAUUCCCCUUUAUAGCCACAAAAGCACUGGCUUUUGCACUGUUCAGAACCUACGGCAUUCCGUCCAUCUCCAAGCUCCUCUGCGAAACGCAACAGUUAGGAAAAGUAGAAUACGCUGGUCGACGCUAUGCCGAUACAGCGAUUCUGAUCACCGAGUUUCUGGGCCAUUCUCCGACUUCAGAGCGUCACAACUCAGCCAUCGCUCGCAUGAACUACUUGCACGGCCGAUAUCAGAAAGCUGGCAAGAUCAGUAAUGAUGACAUGCUAUUCACGCUAUCGUUGUUCGUCACCGAGGUUGAGAGAUGGGCACGACUUUAUGAGUGGCGACAACUUUCCCUUAUGGAAAUCUGUGCAACUGGAACAUAUUGGAAAUGCAUUGGGGAUGCCAUGGGCAUUGACUUCUCUUCCCUUAGACACGGACCGGAUUCUUUCCGAGACGGGCUGGAAUUCUUCGAAGAUAUCAAACAAUGGGCUGAAGACUACGAAAUUCAGUACAUGGUCCCGAAUAAGUGGAACCAUCAACUCGCCGAGGAGACAUCAGCUAUCCUCUUAACAGACGUUCCUAAGCCUAUGAAGCCGAUGGCAAAGAACUUCGUUAAAGUGCUCAUGGACGACAGGCUCAGGAAGUCUAUGAUGUACGAUGAUCCGCCACCGGUAUACGCAUACAUCAUCCAGACCAUUUUCGCCGUUCGAAAAUUUGUAACGAUAUGGCUGAUGCCACCGAGGCCGUAUGCACUGCGCUAUGACCCGGUAUCACCCAAGCCCGACCCGAAUACUGGUCGCUACCACAUGUCCGACUACGAUGGUCAGCCAUGGUACGUUAAGUCAACCUUCUUCACGCGCAACUCCCCUACAGCCUGGUUGCGCUGGAUUAUUGGUGGACCACACCCCGGUGAUGGAAAGCAGUACAAGUCUGAAGGCUACAAAAUCUUCGAGCUUGGCCCAACCAAGCUCGAAAAUCACGGGAUUGCAGAGUGCGAGUCUACGAGAGAUAGGCUAAUGAGCAGUGAUCGGGGUGGAUGUCCAUUUGCAUUUGCCAAGUGAACAUAGCCGUCUAUGAUUCUUGGUCGACUACAUGCUCAUCGCAGAACAUGAAGAAUACUUGUAUGGUAUAACGACUCAAAAUGUUGUUCACGUACGUAUGUAGCCACGACAGCGAACAAUGAAUGACGUCAGUGUGACC
Parastagonospora nodorum SN15 is the source of this 1388-nucleotide messenger RNA. RefSeq lists its product as hypothetical. Bases 5 to 1249 code for a protein of 414 amino acids. The record is from RefSeq and is a predicted model, not a curated record. NCBI's taxonomy places the organism in Eukaryota, Fungi, Ascomycota, Dothideomycetes, Pleosporales, Phaeosphaeriaceae. The transcript is spliced from 4 exons. Gene Ontology annotation, molecular function: oxidoreductase activity.